AUGGAGUGUGUUUAUCGAGCAGAUAAUGAUGUUUGCAGUGAAGAGCGUAUAGGUAUAUAUGUGGGCACACAAAUAUGCAUAUAUAACAGAAUUGCUUUAGAGCAAUUGUCUAAAGAAAACAAAAAGAAAGUAAGAGAGGUCAUUUUUUGUCCCCCUCUUUUUCAGUUAUUUUUAUUUCAGUUGCUGCGAGGACUGUCUUACAUCCACCAGCGUUACAUUUUGCACAGGGACCUGAAACCACAGAAUCUUCUGAUCAGUGACACGGGGGAGUUAAAGCUGGCAGACUUUGGUCUUGCAAGAGCUAAAUCAGUUCCCAGCCAUACGUAUUCUAAUGAAGUGGUAACCCUAUGGUACAGACCUCCAGAUGUCCUUUUGGGAUCAACAGAAUAUUCUACCUGCCUUGAUAUGUGGGGAGUGGGAUGUAUCUUUGUAGAAAUGAUUCAAGGAGUCGCUGCUUUUCCAGGAAUGAAAGACAUUCAAGAUCAACUUGAAAGGAUAUUUCUGAGGAGUGAUCCAUGGAAAAUAAGAUGCAUUCAUUUGAAACUGCUGGAGAAGUACUGUACAAAUUAAUAAGAGCGAAAAAGAAAGAAAAAAUCUAAAAAAAAAAAAAAAGAGAGAGAGAAAAGAAAUUCUGUUUCAUACGAAGAUGUUGAAAACAAGAACUUUCAUACUGGAGUUGAGAGUAGGGGAAUUGCCUGACUAGGUUCUUAAUGCAGUAGGUAUUUUCAGGUGUUUGAGUGUGAAAUAAAUAGCUCCAGAUAAUAAAGCAUUAUGUUUCAUUCUUGCUGUUUUGGCUCUUUCUUCACAGUAUUCUGAGUUCUCUAGUUAAAAUAACUCACAAUAGCAAAAUUGAUUCUCUAGUUGUCAGUUACAGAAAUAAAAAUGCCCAAUUUUCACCAUUUGUCUUUAGAGUGCAUAUAUAUGUAUCACUGCAUAGCAGUAUUUCUGGCAGUUGAGGUCUGUUUCAGAGUACAUCAGAGAGAACUAUUAAUAUAUAUUGUAUAAUGAGGACGUAAUGAGAACUACUCACAGUACUUUUUCUGGACACAACAUGAUCCAAACAGCUGUGGUGUAAACUCUAAAACCUUCUUACUGAUGGAGCAGAGAAGUGCAAUGUAAAUUCUUAACAAAAAGAGUAGUAUGGUGCUCACAUAAAUAUGGUGGUCCUCAUAAUAAUUACAUCUGGAGGAGAAAUCAAGGAAUUUUUUGAGGCACCUAUUUAUUGUGCUGAAAGUUCUUGGUUAAAUUUCUGUGUCUUCAGUUGGAUUAAAAAACUGUGGACCACAUAAACUUUCAAUUUGAUUAAACUUUACUGUGUAUUAAAGAGAGACUUAUGUUUUUAAAACACUUGCUUAAUUACUUUCAUGAUCAUUAAAGAUAUCCUGUUCUUACUCUGAUACAUUUUUGAUGUGUUUUGAGUUGCAGUCUUGUGUGAGAGCAGUAUCAAC
Molecule: messenger RNA, 1448 nt
Organism: Meleagris gallopavo (turkey)
Lineage: Eukaryota; Metazoa; Chordata; Aves; Galliformes; Phasianidae
Source: RefSeq, a predicted model, not a curated record